AUGGCUAAAGAAGUAACCCUAUCUCAAUGCAUAAAAAACUGGGAGCAGAAAAAUGGAAAAAUAAUAAAAGAAGAAGAAGAGGUUAGCUUUAUUUGUCAUAUACCCUUGAUAGAAAAAUUAGACAACAGUAUAAACACAUUAAAAAAAUGUAAGCGUUUGUCCUUAUCGACGAAUCGAAUUGAGAAGUUAAUACCGAUGUCUGAAAAUAUAGAGAUAUUGUCACUUGGAAGAAAUUGCAUAAAAAAAUUUCAGUUUCUUGAAGAUAUAAGUGGAACGUUAAAACAACUAUGGAUGUCUUAUAAUAGUAUUGACAAGUUAGAUAAUUUACAGUCCUUAAAAAAACUGCAGGUCCUUUACUUAUUUCAUAAUAAAAUAAAGAGCACUGAGGAAAUAGACAAGUUGAGCGCUUUGCCUGAAUUGGCGGAAUUAGGGCUUAAGGGAAACCCAAUAUAUGAUGGAAAAACUAACGAGUACAUGAAACUAGUCAUUUUGAAAAAGUUGCCUCAACUAAAAGUUGUAGACAAUGAGACAAUAACAGAAAAACAGAGAAACGACGCACUAACCGUUGAAGUAGUUUGA
Messenger RNA from Plasmodium malariae, 579 nucleotides. It is a transcript of the gene DLC1, whose product is annotated as dynein light chain 1, putative. The coding region runs from base 1 to 579 and encodes 192 amino acids. Gene Ontology annotation, molecular function: protein kinase binding. The transcript is spliced from 6 exons. The record is from RefSeq and is a predicted model, not a curated record. Gene Ontology annotation, cellular component: cytoplasm. NCBI's taxonomy places the organism in Eukaryota, Apicomplexa, Aconoidasida, Haemosporida, Plasmodiidae.